This is a messenger RNA of Prosopis cineraria, 2105 nucleotides long. Its product is annotated as synaptotagmin-5-like. Gene Ontology annotation, cellular component: endoplasmic reticulum. NCBI's taxonomy places the organism in Eukaryota, Viridiplantae, Streptophyta, Magnoliopsida, Fabales, Fabaceae. The record is from RefSeq and is a predicted model, not a curated record. Gene Ontology annotation, molecular function: lipid binding.
CACAAGCCACACACAACCUCCUACGCUCUACGCUCUCUCCUUCCUUCACCGCCUCCUCUGAUCAUCUCUCUCUCUCUCUCUCUCUCUCUCUCUCUCUCUAUCGAAUCCACCAUUGUCACUUUUGCACCAACCUCUUUGCUUCUUUCUCACGUGUAUUCUCUCCCGAAACUACACAUGGCUUUCCUCAUUGGCCUUGUGAUCGGAAUCAUCGUCGGCCUUGCCCUCAUCGUCGGAUUCGUCCGCUACGAGAAUGCUCGGACCAAGCUCCGCUCUGAAUUUGCUGAAACGAUAGCCGCUUUUGCUCGGAUGACCGUUGAAGAUUCCAGGAAGAUCUUGCCUCCCCAGUACUACCCUUCUUGGGUUGUCUUCUCUCAGAGGCAAAAGUUGACUUGGUUGAACUCUCAUCUAACUAAGAUCUGGCCGUACGUUAAUGAGGCUGCUUCUGAGCUAAUAAAAACAUCGGUGGAACCAAUUCUCGAACAAUAUAGACCGGUGAUUUUGGCGUCAUUGAAAUUUUCGAAGUUCACUCUUGGUACAGUAGCUCCACAGUUUACAGGCGUAUCUAUAAUUGAAGAUGGAGGGAGCGGCGUUACAAUGGAGUUGGAAAUGCAGUGGGAUGGGAAUCCAAGUAUUAUACUUGAUAUUAAGACUCUAAUUGGUGUUGCACUACCAGUGCAGGUAAAAGAUAUAGGAUUCACAGGCGUUUUUAGGUUGAUUUUCAAGCCACUUGUUGAUGAAUUUCCUGGCUUUGGAGCUGUUAGUUACUCUUUAAGGCAGAAGAAAAAAUUGGAUUUUACGUUGAAAGUUGUUGGUGGAGAUAUUUCAGCAAUCCCCGGCUUGUCCGAUGCAAUUGAGGGGUCAAUUCGGGAUGCUGUUGAAGAUUCUAUUGCAUGGCCUGUGAGAAAAGUUGUACCCAUUUUGCCUGGAGACUACAGUGAUCUGGAGUUGAAGCCUGUGGGCAUAUUAGAAGUGAAGCUCGUGCAAGCUAAGGAGUUAACGAACAAGGACAUUAUAGGUAAAUCAGAUCCAUACGCUGUGCUAUAUGUACGACCUUUACGUGACAGAACGAAAACUAGCAAGACAAUUAGCAAUGAUUUGAAUCCAAUAUGGAAUGAACACUUCGAAUUUGUUGUUGAAGAUGAAUCCACUCAGCACCUUGUGGUUAAAGUCUAUGAUUCUGAAGGCUUAAUGGCAUCUGAAUUUAUUGGAUGUGCGCACAUACGGCUUAGUGAACUUGAGCCUGGUAAAGUAAAAGAUGUGUGGUUGAAGCUGGUCAAGGAUUUGGAGGUCCAAAGAGAUAACAAGAACAGAGGUUCGGUAAAUUUGGAGCUUUUAUACUAUCCUUUUGAUGGAACUGUGUUUACCAACCCUUUUGUUCGCAAUGAUCCAUUGACAUCCUUAGAAAAGGUUCUUAAAAGUUCAGUAAAUGGAAUAGAAUGUACUGAAAAUGGAAAUGGCGUCACACAGAAGAAAAGGGAGGUUAUAAUCAGAGGAGUCCUGUCUGUUACGGUGAUAUCUGCUGAAGACUUGCCUGCAGCAGAUUUUAUGGGGAAAUCUGAUCCUUAUGCUGUUCUUAUCUUGAAGAAAUCAGAAACAAAAUGCAGAACCAGGGUUGUGAAUAACACCUUAUCUCCAGUUUGGAAUCAAACAUUUGACUUUGUUGUUGAGGAUGGAUUACAUGACAUGCUAAUGGUUGAAAUUUGGGACCACGAUACAUUUGGAAAGGAUUAUUUGGGAAGAUGCGUAUUGACCCUCACGAGGGUCAUAUUGGAAGGGGAAUACGAAGAAUGUUAUGAGCUGGAUGGGGCUACAUCUGGAUCUUUGAGAUUGUUUCUCAAGUGGUUGCCCCAACCGAUUUAUAGGAACGAUUCCUGAGUGUCCCUUUUCGACCUUUCAUGGUAUCCACAUGCCUCGAUUUAUACAAAGUCUGCACUCCAUUAUUUGUGAGAAAAUCGAGUAAAUGUUGUACGUAAUUGUUUCGCUCCACGUAGCGUUAUAGAGAUCCAAAUCAUCCUUUUUCCUAGCCGUUCCUAGUCGUUAUUAGCUGGUUUACUACUUUAUUUUCUGAUCUUCAACUUCAAGAGGUCAGUACAGGUGUUGAUUAA